CGACGGUGCGACAUGGGGGGGCGCGGAGACGCCGGAAGUAGCGGUGGUACGGGUCCCACCGAGGGGUACUCACCGCCGGCGUCCUCCACCCGCGCGGCGGCGAGAGCCAAGGCCCGAGGGGGUGGGCGUGGCGGUCUCCGGCAAACAACUCCGUCUGUCCGCUCUCCGCGCGGGGCGGCGCCGCGUCGCUCCCCUCCACCAGCUGCCAUGAGCGAGCGCCUCCGCCCCAGGAAAAGAAGAAGGAAUGGCAGUGAAGAAGACAACCAUCUUCCCCCGCAGACCAAAAGGAGCAGUAGAAACCCUGUCCUUCAGGAUUCCUGGGAUACAGAGAUAGUACCUGUAAAGAAAAACAGUAAAGAAAACAGACUAAGAGGAAACAAAGCAUUCUGCGUGUCUUCGAGCAGCGACAGUGGCGGGAGCAGCAGCAGCAGCAGCAUCAACAGCCCCGACAGGGCCAGUGGGCCAGAGAGCAGCCUAAGCCAACUCAUGCCGGGAUCCAGCCCCAACACCCCUCAGCCGGUGUCUGAGCAGUCUGCACUGUGCCAAGGUCCUUACUUCCACAUCAACCAGACCCUGAGGGAGGCCCAUUUUCACAGUCUACAGCACCGGGGACGGCCUCCGACAUGAUAGGCCAGCAGUUUCUUGCCUUCUGUGAAGGGACAGUGCUGUGCAGAUUUGAUAUUUCAACUUAAAAAUUUGUUUUAAAAAAUUGCACACA
Castor canadensis (American beaver) is the source of this 718-nucleotide messenger RNA. It is a transcript of the gene Vcf1, whose product is annotated as VCP nuclear cofactor family member 1. NCBI's taxonomy places the organism in Eukaryota, Metazoa, Chordata, Mammalia, Rodentia, Castoridae. The record is from RefSeq and is a predicted model, not a curated record.